AAAAGGGAGGGAGGACGAGGAGAGAGAGAGAGAGAAAGAGAGAGAGAGCCGGGGUUACGGGAGUUUGCUGUCAAGGAAAAAAAAAAGAAGGGAUUUGAUGUGUUUGCCUGUGGAUGCGCGGCAUCCUGAAGCAAUGUGUGUGGGGGCAGUGUGAGGGUACCCCAAGGUGGGGCGGUGGUAAAGGCAGCGACGAUUGCCUUCCCCUCCCACCCUCGACGUCCCCCGAGGCGCCGCUGGCCGCCCCCAAAGGACGUCGAGGGGGCGCGUCGUCGCCGCCCCGCCCUGCUCCCGCCCAUCAGCGCCGCCACUUAAACGCCGCCGGUGCUGCGCCGAGCCAGUGCGGUGCUGGGAGCUGGUGGCACUGAGCGCUUGCUGGUUAGCCCCCUCUCGCUUCAAAAUGACCGUGAAAGCAGCCGAGGCGUCUGGUCCGACCUUGACUUACUCGAAGAUGAGGGGAAUGGUGGCCAUCCUCAUCGCUUUCAUGAAGCAGAGAAGAAUGGGACUAAACGACUUCAUUCAGAAGAUAGCCACCAACUCCUAUGCAUGCAAGCACCCUGAAGUUCAGUCUAUCUUGAAAAUCUCUCAGCCUCAAGAGCCUGAACUUAUGAAUGCUAAUCCUUCUCCUCCGCCCAGUCCUUCACAGCAGAUCAAUCUUGGCCCCUCAUCCAACCCACAUGCCAAGCCAUCAGACUUUCAUUUCUUAAAAGUGAUUGGAAAAGGCAGUUUUGGGAAGGUCCUCCUUGCACGGCAUAAGGCAGAAGAGCAUUUCUAUGCUGUUAAAGUCCUGCAGAAAAAAGCAAUCCUGAAGAAGAAGGAGGAGAAGCACAUUAUGUCAGAGCGCAAUGUCUUGCUGAAAAAUGUGAAACACCCCUUCCUGGUCGGGCUUCACUUUUCCUUCCAAACUGCAGACAAAUUGUAUUUUGUCCUGGACUACAUCAAUGGUGGAGAGUUGUUCUACCAUCUCCAGAGGGAGCGUUGCUUCCUGGAGCCGAGAGCCCGAUUUUAUGCUGCUGAAAUUGCCAGUGCACUGGGCUAUCUGCACUCCCUGAACAUCGUUUAUCGAGACUUGAAGCCAGAGAACAUCCUGCUUGAUUCACAGGGGCACAUUGUCUUGACUGACUUUGGACUCUGCAAAGAAAACAUAGAGCACAAUGGCACGACCUCCACCUUCUGCGGCACACCAGAGUAUCUUGCUCCUGAAGUUCUCCAUAAGCAGCCCUAUGACCGGACUGUGGACUGGUGGUGCCUUGGAGCAGUCCUGUAUGAGAUGCUUUAUGGCUUGCCACCCUUUUACAGCAGGAACACCGCGGAAAUGUACGACAAUAUCUUGAACAAACCCUUGCAGCUGAAGCCAAAUAUUACCAACUCAGCUAGACAUCUUCUGGAAGGCCUCUUGCAGAAGGACAGGACAAAGAGACUUGGUGCCAAGGAGGACUUUAUGGAGAUUAAGAAUCACAUCUUCUUCUCCCCAAUUAACUGGGAUGAUCUCAUUAAUAAGAAGAUUACACCCCCUUUUAACCCAAAUGUGAGUGGCCCCAGUGACUUGCGACACUUUGAUCCAGAGUUUACAGAUGAGCCAGUCCCUAACUCCAUUGGCCAGUCCCCGGACAGCAUCCUCAUCACCGCCAGCGUCAAAGAAGCCGCUGAGGCUUUUUUGGGCUUCUCAUAUGCCCCACCUGUGGACUCUUUCUUGUGAACAUUUUUCUUUUAUUAUUUUUAAUAAUAAUAACAACUAUUAUUUUUAUUUUUUGUUUGGCCUUCUGGUGGAACUGCCAGUUGACCAGUCACCUUGAAAGAGAAUUUGCACAUUUCCACCAUGGCAGCUUUGCAGCCUUAAUUUCAACUACACUGUUUGCUGGAAGCUUUUUUGAAGAGCACAUCACUCUCUAAAUGAGCUUUACAGGCUUUUCAUUUCCAUUUGUUCUUCCCCCAAAGUGGUGCUGUCUCCUUGGGAAAGAAAAAACAGAGUGACUGCUGCCAUUGACUGCUAUGGCAGAUCGUAGGAGUAAGAACAAGCUGUUUUGUUGUCAUGCUCGAAAAGCCUUGCCUGAAGAUCUAUCUGAACGUGAUAAGGAUUUUAUGAAAUGUGCCUUUUUUCCGAUGAGAUCUUGUGAGCUCCAAAGCUUUCCCUGUUGCAGAGUGUGUUCCUCAGUUCAUUUAUGUGGGUUUACUAUGUGAACAAAUGGUAUGCGUGUGGUCUGCGUACUACAGAUGGACUUAGUUUAAAGCAUCAGUGUGACACUUGCAGGAUACCACAAUGUGGGGCAUUGUUUGUUUCUUCCAUAUUUGGAAGAUAAAUUAAGUGUAAUUUUGAAAUUUCUUUUGUAAAUCUAUACUGUCAACUAAAAUUAUUGAAAUGGGCUCACAAUUACUUGUAUCCAAAUGCUUGCAGAAAGCAUUGCUGCUAUGAAAAAAGAUUUCUAUUUUUAGAAAGGGUUUUUAUGGACCAAAAUGCCCCAGCUGCAGUCGGUCAAAGCUGUUGGUUUCUUCUUUUUUUCUUUUUUUUUUCUUUUUUUUUUUUAAUAGUUUUAAAGGUAUCAUCUGUAAAAUGGGCAUUAUUUAUGGUCUUGGGGUUUGAGGGAUUUUCAUUCCUGAUUGUAUGUAUUGUAAAAAAAGAUCUGUACAUUCAGUUGUAACUCUAGGUGUAUAUUUAAACUUACAGACUUACUUGUAAUGUAUACCAUCACUGUAAUGUAAUAUAAUUAACAUGGUUAUAUGUAUCAUAUUUUUUGUGACCAGACCCAUAGGUUUGCAGUAAAAUCCUGAAAAAUA
Prinia subflava (tawny-flanked prinia) is the source of this 2772-nucleotide messenger RNA. RefSeq names its product serum/glucocorticoid regulated kinase 1 (gene SGK1). Gene Ontology annotation, molecular function: ATP binding; protein serine/threonine kinase activity. Gene Ontology annotation, biological process: protein phosphorylation. The coding region runs from base 398 to 1696 and encodes 432 amino acids. The transcript is spliced from 12 exons. Gene Ontology annotation, cellular component: cytoplasm; nucleus. Lineage: Eukaryota; Metazoa; Chordata; Aves; Passeriformes; Cisticolidae. The record is from RefSeq and is a predicted model, not a curated record.